AUGUGACGUGUAAAAAUUCCUCAUUAUUAUUCAGCUCUGUAGAAUGCGACAGAGGUGGUGAGUUAGUGGCAAUCGGAGAUCUAAGGAUUGAUACGUCAAAUAUUUGUUUCUAGCUGAGUUUUGUGCAAAAUAAUACUUUCUAAACUGUUGGUAUAGUGUUUGUAGUGACUGAUAUUAAAGAUCUCAGGUACAGUUAUUUAUUUGGUUUCAAAGUGAAUGCACGCGUGUGUGGAGAAGUGAAAACGAAAAUGUCAUUGGAAUAGAACUAUUCAUUCAUUGAUAGUGGACCAGCAUCUAUGGAGAAGAUGGACAGUGAACGAGAGUUGGAGAAAACGUCCACGUUACAACGGACUAUGUCAAAACGAUAUGACGUUUUGAUGCGUUUGCUUUUGAUCGGAGAAACAGGGGUGGGCAAAACUUGUGUGCUAUGUCGCUACGCUAGCGAGGAAUUCAUUGACUCACACAUUACGACAAUUGGUAUUGAUUUCAAAAUGAAGACAAUUUCACUUGGAGGAAAGACAAUCAAAGUUCAAAUAUGGGAUACGGCAGGGCAGGAGAGAUUUGAAUCAAUAACUAAACAGUUCUACCGGAGGGCUCAGGGUGUCAUUUUAGUGUAUGAUAUCACCAGUAAAAGCUCAUUUGAGGCUGUACCCAAAUGGUUGAAUUAUGUCAGACAGUUUGGACGGGAAGAUGUGUCCGUGUUGUUGAUGGGGAACAAGAAAGAUAAAGAAGUCAACCGACAGGUGCUAGAGGAGGAGGGCAGAAAGUUUGCCAAAGAUAAUAGUCUAUUAUUUUAUGAAACCAGUGCAAAAGAAAGUGCCAAUUUGGAGAAGGCUUUUUAUAGCCUCUGUGAAGAUGUAAUCCUAAAAGAAAAAGAGAAAGACAAAUUGUCCACAGAAAACAAUAACCACCAAGUCCAAAGUGAGGAGGUUGGGACAAAAGAUACGACUCAGCUGAUUACAGAGAAUAAGGGGAAGAAGUUUCCAUGUUGUAAUGUGUCAUGAUAGCUGUAUACAUGUUUAACUCAAUAUUCUUAAAAGUAUUGAAGUAACAGGAAGUAAUAUAAUUCAGUACAGUCUUAACUUUCAAGGGACUAAGUUAAGAGGUUCUUGUUUCAGUCAAAGGCGACCAUCCUCCUGAUCGCUUUGUUCUUUUUUAAGCUGAAAAAGGUUGUAUUCGAAGUGUGAAUGAAAACAUCGUAGUCCAUCUUUGAAAUAAUUUAAUUUAUCAAUGCUGUUACAAUUUGAAAAAGCAAAAAAUGCAAAUCAUGCAUAUUUGGGAUUGAAAAACUUGACAAUUAUAAAACAGUUUCUCCCUGUCCUUUAUGUGAAUUCAAGUGUCUUUUCUUGCUAUAAGUACCAGUGUCAUUGAUAUUCCCCUUGCAUGCAACUACACUUUUAAAUCAAGCCAAUGUCAAUAUAUUGCCUUUGAAAUGUCUUCAGCCCUUGGAGCCAUUAUAAGUUCAUCAGAAUUUUUAAAAUCAUUCAUUAGAUCUUGUUUUCUCUUCUGGAGGGUUUAUUUUUAUGUUACAAACUGUGAAUUAAUUUGAAAAAGCUUAAUAAGGAGGCUGGAUGGUCAACAAAUUAACCUCCAGAUCUACCUUAAUUUAUGUUAUAAUUUUCUUUUGUCUGUCAUUUGAUUUCAUUUUGACUUUAUGCCAACAUGGUGUCAAUAAACCAUUGUUAUUGUUAUUAUUUCAAAAUUCUAAGAUAUGAUUUGUUUAGCUAUAAAUUAUUAUUUAGUAAAGAAAUAUUCCAUAUGUUUUACCAUUUAAAUUUGGGUAUUUUCUUUAAUUUUAUAUAGAACUCUUCUUCUCAAGGAGAUCAAUACAUUGCUAAAAAUGGCCACAACCAUUGAGCCCUCUUAAACAGGUUUGUUUGUUGUCUCUAUAUUUUCUUACAAAGAAGGGAUGAUUUUUAAUGCAUUGUUUUAUUUUUUGUUAUUGUCACUCUGUCUUUUUCCCUGAUAACUAAAAAUCAGGCAGCAUCUAGAUUAUAGAAAUCAAAUUGUCUCUUGAUUAAGGACUCCUAAAGUCAUAGUAAUCAAUCUAAAGUAUGAUUUGGUUGAUUUGUGCAUAAAACAUAGUGACCAAAUACAGAGUCAAUAUAUCCCAUAAACAUUAUUCUGGGUGGGAUUAGAUGUGGUCUCAUACGAAAAUUCAAUAUUAAAAUAUACAUAAAAUCAUAGUUUUUAUCAGUCUAGACUGAAAAGUAGAAUUGAAAAUAAAAAUAAGCUUGAUCUCAAGAUUGGAUGCCUGUUUUAUUGUUACGUAUAUUAUGUUUUGUGUUGAAUAAUGUUCUUGCCAAAUGGUUUAAAUUAUCUUGCCAAAGAUCAAAUAUUUUCAUUGUUUUUAAGAAUAUUUUGAUCUGAAGAUUCAAGAUUCUGAUUAAAAUUGUUUAACACAUGUUGAAUUGUAGAAGUUGAUGAUUUAGUUUACAAGAUGAAUUAAUUAAACUUGCAUUAAUUAACAUGACAGUCUAACCACCUGUUAUCACAUAAUCAAAAUACUGCCAUGUCCUUUUUACCCGGUUUUAGAAGUCUAGGCUUCAAAUAAGUGUUUUGCAGAAAUUUGACAACAAAAUGAUGAAUUUGAUGAAUCUCACAGUACUUGGAGAAAUGUCGUGAUGACUGCAUUGUGUAUAUAGAAACCAUGAUAUUAUGCAAUAUGUACAUGACUGUUAUCUCCUUGGAAAUAGAUUGUAAAAUUUUUAUCUUUUAUUAGUAUUUUUUUGUGAUAGUAUUUUCAUUUUUUUAAACUGUUCAAAUGAAAGUAUUAAAACCAAAAGGGCAUUAACAAAAGGUAAAUGUGAUGGUUUAAGUGUUCUUUUGCUAUUUUAUUCUGUGAAAUAAUUUUAUGUAACAAGGAACAAUAUUUUUUGAGUGAUAUUUUUAUAUUCCAACUAUGAAAAAAUUAAAGGUUAAUUUUUUCUAUCAUGCCUCUGAAACAACGGGCUCUCACCCAUUGAGGAAUUUAAGCCAAUUUAUACUGACCUUGUUGAAAAAAAAGACAAAAAAAUUGAACUCAAGGAAGAUGUAGAUUCAAGAAGCAUUAGCAUUAUAAACAUUCUGUACCAGGUGGUUUUUUGUUUUCUUUGUGACCACAGGGUUGUAUUGUUUAUGUACCCUGAAUUUGUUACUGGUUUUUAUACAUUCUAUACUUUAUUUCUUUCGUUUCAAAAUUAUUAUAUGGAGUAACUCUGUUUUCUCAUGCUAACUUUGUUGUAAAAUUUUGCAUGUAAAUUUUUAAAUAGAUAAUAAGAUUGAAUAUCAUUUUUUUAUUUACAUUUUUCAGGAUUUUUUUUUAAAGGACUAUAAAUGUAUAAAUAAAAGAAAUGUAUUUCAUUAAUAACUAGUCUAUGAGAUGAGAACUUGAUAUUGGUGUGUUUAGAAAGAGUUUUGACUGUCAUCAAAUGACUUGCAAAAUGUAGGCCUAGGACUGCAUGUCAUCAGUGUAAAAUUUAUGAGAAAUACCAAUGUGAAAAAAAACAGGAUAAACUGUUAAAUUAAAUCACUUGUUGUGUAUUUUGUUAACAACAGAAAACAUACCAUAAAUUGUGAUAAAUUGCAGUGACAGUGACAGCUUUUACCCCCUUUUGAUUGUUCAAACUUUCAUGUUGGUCAAGUGAGCCAUGUGGCCCAUGAGCCUAUCUUCUGUAAGAACAUCAUCAACUUGCAAUGAAUUGCAAUUGAUAAUACAAUACUUCAGUUACCUAGGCUUUUUAAGUUUUUCAGUGUUUGCAUAGUCUUCAGUUUGUUAGAUUGUCUACAAAAAGCAGUUGAUUACACAAGGUACCUCAAAAAAAAAAAAAGAAUGCCCUAUAUCAUUUUUAAUAAAAUAUAUUUAUAACUUAUUAUCUAAAAGUUUUAUAGGGGGGCUUAGCCACUUAUUUUGCAAAGUUAGAC
This is a messenger RNA of Magallana angulata, 3903 nucleotides long. RefSeq names its product ras-related protein Rab-13-like. The record is from RefSeq and is a predicted model, not a curated record. Gene Ontology annotation, molecular function: GTP binding; GTPase activity. The transcript is spliced from 7 exons. NCBI's taxonomy places the organism in Eukaryota, Metazoa, Mollusca, Bivalvia, Ostreida, Ostreidae. Bases 297 to 1004 code for a protein of 235 amino acids.